GAGUUGUGAUUUAGUGGCGCGUGCUGGAUUUGCUUUGGUUUAAAAACUAGAAACAUAACGGUUUUCGAUUGUUCAGCUAGCGGCACACUAGUGUACUGAGAUGGAAAACUCCAAUGAUGGACAAAGGAAGAUUUUUAGAGCAAAGAAGACCAUGCCACUAAGUUGCCGUAAACAAGUCAAUCUUUUGAUGAGAAUUAAAGAAAGUAAAUCUAAGGGUUUACAAAAAUCAGAGGGUGGGAAUGCCAUGGCUAAACCCAGCCCUGGAAAUGCCAUGGCUAAACCCAGCCCUGGAAAUGACAUGAAGAAGCCCCCAAGAAUGCCAGGUUCAGAUUGCAGCUGUCACAAAAUAUUUCAAGGUUUGGAAAACCUUGAGGCUCGAUAUGAUUUGGGACUGGGGUCGAAAUCGAUCAAAAUGGAAAAAGCCCAUGAUGUGAGCAUUGGCACUGCUGCGGAUACUACUGCGAGGCAGGCUCCCGGAUCAAGUCAAAUAGCAGUUUCUGCAAAUAAAUCUUAUCAUGCUCUUGGUCCAGAGUGCAUGAGAUGGAAUGUGGGGGACGAGAACUCGGAUGCUAUGGCUAAGCGAAAAAGAAGCCUUUACGAAAGCGAACCGUGCAAACGUUUGAAGAUUUCGGCCAAUGACACGUCAGGAUUGGAAUCUGAGGAAUCGGAAGAAAACAGUAAAAUGUCCUUGGGAGAGGUUCGAGACAUGGUUAAGCAGGAAGCUUUUGCUCUCUUCAAACAGUUUGAUAUCAAGUUUGAAGAACUGACUGAAAGAGUUAAGAAGGUGGAAUGCAGCCCCAAACAUGAAGUGAUGGUCACAAAGUUGCAGGCACAAAUGUUCAAAAUAAAGAGGAGGUUGCAAGAGGCUUUGAUUUCUGUGAACAAAGUGGCUAGACCCAUGAAGCCCAAGAUUUCAACGGUAAUCGUGCUAGAUGAGAAUGUACCAGAGGCUUCCUCCGCUCAACCAUCAUUGCAACAAGCUCAGCAAUCCAGCACAGCAGCGACUCGGCCCCAUUCACUGGGUUCCUCAUCCUCGCCUUCUUCAGCAACUGUGCGAUCUGUCCAGGUCUCUCCGUGGGAGAAAACAGAUGGCCCCGACUGCGUUCUAGUGUCUAGCGCACCAAAAGCUGCAAGAGUUGCUUCAUCUUGCCGAAAUGAGACAAGUAUUCUAGGAACAGCAAGUGCACGAUCGUCAGUACCGGAGAAGGAAGUGGAAAGUGCUCAGAGCUCAGGGAGUGAAUCCGAAGAGAAUGCUGGGCAGAACAGACAGGUUUGCAUUAGUGAUGUGGAGAAAAUGAUUGACCUCACAACAGACGAUCAUGACGACCAACUCGCAGCAGUGAAUGAAAGCAGUGUCAGUGUUGCACGGGUUGGCCUGACACUCCGCUUACCAGCUAAGGAUUCUGUGAGUCCUACACGCACUUUGCCUCCGCUUCCUGAGACGGCUGUUCCUCCUGAUCUGCCUGCUGUAGCUGCCUCCUUUAAUAUGCCUCAGAAACCUGAGCUAAAAGUGGCGAAAAUUGAAAACCCCAAAGCAGUGGGCAUACUGUGGGAUCUGUCACAGAUUGACACCAGCGUUGCCUCAAUUCAGAGCUACUGUUUAUAUGUUCUUCAUGAGAAUGCUAAUGUUAGAAAAUUGCGCUGGAGGAGUAUGGGAUUCAUCAAAGCAAUACAGCUUCCAAUGUGUUGCAGGCUAACUAAGCUGAACCCUGGAAGGUAUCAUUUUGCAGUUGUAGGAAAGGAUAUUUAUGGACGGUACGGACCCUAUAGUGAUAUACAAUCUACUACAGUCAGUGCUGUUGACUGUUAGGGGUGUUUCAUUAUAUAUAUUUUAUUUAUGACGUGGGAGAUUCUGAACAUGCAUGGAGUAGAGUGGCUAUUCCAGUCUGUCACUGUGUGAAAUAAACACAGCCCUCCGUGUAACUUAAUGUAUGCAAGAAAGAAAAGUGUGUUUAACCCUGAAUUGGCAACAAGGUUUAAUUUGCAGUGCAGUUCACUCUGGUGGAUUUGAAUGCAUGCAAGAGCUAAGUGGGAGCCGGUAAAUGAUGUUCGCACUUCAGUAAUGAACAUGAACAAGUUUAAUCUCUUUCAGCAUAUAGAUAAAUGACAGCUUAUUUAUUGUUGGGUAGGAAAGAAAUUGGCUUAAUUGUAUGUUAGGUAAACAAGGUGCCUCCUCUUGCAGAAGCUGAUUUCAGACUGCCUGUUGUGUUUUUAACAAGUCUUGAAGUACUUCUGAUUUGGAGAAUCACAAACCAUUAUUUUUGACUGAUUUUGAUUGGAGAGUGAAAUGUGGUUUUUUUUUCCCUCUUAAUUAGUUGCAUAAAAAUAGGUCAAGAACAUACUUUUGUAUAAAUGGAAUAUUUACAGAAUGUUUUACAAGUAAUAAAUAAUACACUGGCACAAAUUAUUGUAUUUCAUGGUGCAGAUAAUCACUUUUUUUAAUAUAAGGAAUGUGAACUGUAGAGCUUAUGCAGUAAACUCGUUCCCAGACUUGUGUUUUAUUGUUUUAUUUUAAAUGUAUUUAGACAAAGGGUGAAAUUCACGAAGCCUUUUCAGUCAUCUUCAAACUGCUAAUGACGUUUUGAAGUGAAAGGCUUUGUGAAUUACUCCUGAGGUACAGAGUGUAUCAAUAACAAAGGUGUAUGCAUUUUAACAAUUUAAAUUGUGUAGUGUUGAGCUGUUGAGGUGUUUUUUAUUAUUUUUAUAAAUAAACAAUAUAUAUAUUG
Molecule: messenger RNA, 2726 nt
Organism: Acipenser ruthenus (sterlet)
Lineage: Eukaryota; Metazoa; Chordata; Actinopteri; Acipenseriformes; Acipenseridae
Product: activating transcription factor 7-interacting protein 2-like
Exons: 12
Coding region: 101-1810 (569 amino acids)
Biological process (GO): regulation of DNA-templated transcription
Cellular component (GO): transcription regulator complex; nucleus
Molecular function (GO): transcription coregulator activity; protein binding
Source: RefSeq, a predicted model, not a curated record